Molecule: messenger RNA, 5591 nt
Organism: Diorhabda sublineata
Lineage: Eukaryota; Metazoa; Arthropoda; Insecta; Coleoptera; Chrysomelidae
Gene: kibra
Product: protein kibra
Exons: 11
Coding region: 116-3772 (1218 amino acids)
Biological process (GO): negative regulation of organ growth; cell migration; regulation of DNA-templated transcription
Cellular component (GO): cytoplasm
Molecular function (GO): molecular adaptor activity; kinase binding
Source: RefSeq, a predicted model, not a curated record
GAGUUAAGAACGAGACGGCAACAGUGUAAAGUUGAUAAUGUGGUAUUCAACAUGGCCGCGUAGUCAGUGUUGUGUGUGAUAGUUAAAGUGUAUUGAAUGGAUUAAGUCGUGAAUUAUGCCGAGAAAACGAAAUGGUGAAAUCCCAUUGCCCGACGGUUGGGAUUUUGGACAAGAUUACGAUGGAAAAAUUUAUUUUAUCGAUCACAUUUCGAAGAAAACUACGUGGAUUGACCCCAGAGACAGAUAUACCAAACCCCAAACUUUCGCCGAUUGUAUAGGAAACGAGUUACCUUUAGGAUGGGAAGAAGCAUUCGACGGUCAUAUCGGACAUUACUAUAUCGAUCACGUCAAUCAAAUAACGCAAUUGGAAGACCCGAGACAAGAAUGGCGAGCCAUACAGGAAGCCAUGUUAAGAGACUACCUCAUAACCGCUCAAGAUGUUCUAGAAGCCAAAAAAGAUAUUUACCAAGUUAAAUCCCAGAGAUUACUGUUAGCCCAGAAUGAAUACAACCAUCUCAACAAUGCUUUAACUAAUUUAACCACGUCCAGGACUAGCCUGUGCUCUUCCAGCAGUAGCGUAAGUACGAAAUAUGAUCCUGACCUCUUGAAAUCCGAUGUGGCUUUGGCGAAAAAUAGGGUCUCCAGGCUGAAAUCAGAAUUAGAACAAAUUAGGAACGAAAUGUCUUAUACACAAAGAGGUGUAGAAACUCUUACAAACGUGGAGCAGAAAUUGAGUUUGCAACAGGGAACCUGCUACAACAUAUCCGAAGCUCAAGCCAUCAUGGCGGAAUUGAGAAACAUCCAAAAAUCCCUGUCAUCGGGAGAAAAAGAAAAAGCUGAUUUGAUGCAAUCACUAGCCAAAUUAAAAGACGAUUUAACCAGAUUACAACUUUCGGAAAGUUCCCCGGACAUAUCCACCCUCAGUUUACCUCAAGAGAAAUUAAGCACAGCCUCCCAAACGGAUCUAUCUUGCGAAUUAGUACCGAUAGGUACCAGAUUAGCGGAGAUGGCGAAAAUGCGAUUAGAAUACGACGAAGCUAGGAAGAGGGUACAACACAUUCAACAAAAACUAGCGGAUUUGGAGGAAAAAGUACAACCCGGACAAGUGGAAUCUGAUAAAGACAGAUUAUUGUUGUUCCAAGAGAAAGAACAAUUAUUGAGAGAAUUGAGAAGUAUCACGCCCAGGAUGAGAUCUGAAGAAGAAAUGAGCGACAUACAAUUAGAAUGUAAAAAAUUAGAAGAAGAUUUAAAUAGGGCUUUGGAAAUAUCGAAUAGAGCGAUAGCUGACAGAUUGAGGUUACACGAAGAGAAACAACUACUCCUACAACAACUCAAAGACGGUUUAAAACAAAUGACCCAACUAGAAUCCCAAUUAAAAACUCUAUCGGCUAGUACUCUGUCGGUUAGUAGUAGUUCCAGUUUAGGUUCGUUAUCGACGACGAGCAGUAAAGGAUCUUUGAGUUCCGGUUUGAGUUUUACCGAUAUAUACGGCGGUCCGCAGUGCACCGGUACCAACAACACGGACAAACCAAUCGACAUGGCAGAUUUGCAUAAACGAGUAGAGAGAUUAUUGAGAAAUAGCGAUAGUACGACGCAUAUUCCGUCGCCUAGCAGAUCCCAACCGUCUUUAUCGCCGAGAAGUUCUUUGAGUUCGGUGUCACCUCCCGUGUCUCCUAUGUACGAGAAUCUCCCGAACAUCAUACCGCCCCCGGCGUACGAUCAAGUAAAAAGAGACAAAAAAUUACAGAUACACGAACGAUUGGUGGAACUGAUGCUUCCCAAUUCACAAGUUACUAGUAGUACCGAAUACCAUCAAAGGAGCUCCUUCCCCAGUUUAUCUCCUCUAACGGACCUUUUGGAGGCUACUAACAUGUCGCAAGGUUCAGGUCUCGGUAGGCCGAGUAGAUAUUCCUACGAAAGUUCGGGAGAUCCGCCUCUAUCUCCUAUAUCGGAAUCGACGCCGGCGAUAGAUCACGACGAGAUGCUGCAAGGUGCCGCGUUGUCAAGGACAUCUUCCUCGGGGACAAACACUAGAUCCGUUUCGGCGGCGGUUAGUGACGAAUCGGUCGCGGGUGAUUCGGGUGUGUUCGAAGCGUCGAAUAGGAAGAGGGUUUCGUUGGGUUUCGUCCAGGAUGUGGACAUGGAAACCGCCCAAGUACAAAUUAAACUUAAAUAUAGUACGACUGAAUGUAUGCUCAACAUUGUGGUGGAGAAAGCGAGGAAUUUGAGUGCUUUGUUAAUUCCAAAUAAUUCAGAAGUUUGUGUCAAAGCUGCGUUAUUGCCAGCCGUAUCGUCACAUCCUUCGGUAUUUUGUACAAAAUAUGUGAAAGAUUUGAGGAAGGCAACGUUCACUGACGCUUUCAGUAUACCAGUACCUGCAAAUAAACUUUUUACGAAAACUUUACAAAUUAACGUCUGGACUAGAAUAGUAGAUCAACAGGAUAAGUGCGUGGGUUGUGCCCAAGUAAGUUUAGCAGAUUUUAAUAUCCACAACGUAUCCCAAAAAUGGUACAACAUCCUUUCAUUACAAGAGGAUGUAUCUUCAUCGGUAACCCAUCUAAAACAGGAAUCCGAUCUUUCAUUACGUGAAAGAUCCGAUGAUAAACAUACGGGAAAAGAAGAAAGUUCAGACGAUUCCACGAUAAUAUCCUCCCAAACAUCGACUUUAACCCGAAAUCAAGAAACCGUAUUCCCUCCAACUAUAAAUCUUAAUUUCGAGGAACUCUACGACUGUUUCAAAAAUUCCGAAGAGUACGAAUCUCAAGAUUCCGAUGAAGAUUUAGAAGACGACGAUGAAGAAUGCGAAGAAGAAGGUAUCACUGUAGAAUUCAGGCCGAAUGAAAAAUUGGACGUUGUUUUGGAACAAGGAGAUGUUGAACCCGAAUAUUACGAUAAACAAACUAACACCGAAUGCGCUUUCCAUCCAGAACAAGCUAAACAGAUGCGACUACAAGCUGCUAAACCCGGAACUGUAAUUGAAGAUAGAGGAGCUAUAAAAAGGUCGCAAACUUUCUCGCCUAGCGCCCACGUUUCCAAAAAUCAAUACAUUUGCAAACUGAACCGAAGCGAUAGCGACAGCGCUAUGCCUUUAUACCGUCGAGGUAGUAAACCAUUCGAAAGACACGCCGUCGAACGACGAUCAUUACGUUUCAGACGACCGUCCGGUUCUAUGGCCGCUUUAUCAACAACCAAAACGCAAAAUCAUCAUACCCCAACAGCCAGAACCUCCAUAGACUUGGAAUUAGAUCUUCAAGCCCAACAUACACGUUUAGAUAAACUCAACUCAGAGUUGGGUAGAUUGAGAGAGCUUAAACAAAGACUGGAAACUGCCAAAGAACAAGGUGAUACAGAAUUGGCAGCUUAUUUGUUGGAGGACCGACAGUUCCAAAAUCUGAUAGCUCAAGCGGAGAGCUGCAGGACGGCGAAAACGGCAGAAGAAAAGAAAAUUGAGAAGAUGUUGAGGAAGGUUUCGAAGGAAAUUUACAAACUGAGAAAAUCGAAGGCUGGUAAUGGAAAACCGGACGUUAUUUCUUUCCAAGAAAAAAUGGCGUUCUUUACCCGAUCUGAUUCUAUAGUACCUUUUUUCCCAACUCAAGACGAGUGCCAUCAUUCGAUAGUCGAUAGUACGAAAAGACCGAUGAACGAAGAAUCGUCACAGAGUGUUGUUGGUGAAGUAAAUGACUGUAAUAAAAACGUUGGGGAUGAAGAAAAUAGUACGGGAGACGGAAGGUACAAUUAUGUCGUCGAUAGAGUAUUGGGUGUUGAAGUUUAGUAAUUUAUCCAAGUAUAGGAAAAUUUUUUAUAACUAAAAGGAAAAUAUAAAUGGAGAUUUUUCCUGUUGGAAAAAUGUGACAGACCAAAUUUGGAAUUCAUAAUUCUUACAACCGUUUUCACAAUUUUUUUUAUAUAUUAACUCAUUUGCAAAGUUUGUAUGUUUUCCUAAAUUGAAUUUCUUAACAGCUGAAAACAAUUUUUUGAUUAUUUGCCAAAAGUUUUCUGAAGAAUUUGUAGGUCACAAAAAAGCUCUCUAUUCCAAGAGGUUCCAAAAUGUUAUAGAUUUUUCACUACAUUCAAAUUUUUUUUUCAAUUACUUUUCUCUUUUCCAGAUAAAUUAAAAAGUUUCCGUUUGUUCUAAGACACUUCAAAUUGUUUUAAGAUUGUUAAAAAAUGUCAGGAAGCUUCCAAAGGACAUCCAAGUGAUUCAAGACAGUUGAAAUAAAGUGAAUAUGCUUUUAUAACUCUCCAAACAUUUUUCUAGAAGUUAAUUUUUUUUUAUCAGUUUCUUUAUGAAGCUGGAAAGUCUUAGUUUCUUUAGAGAGAUUUUGAAGUUACAGUUGAAGAUUUUAAAAACUUCUCAAUUUUCAACAAUGUACUUAGUUAAUUUCCUUAUCUAUAGAAGUUUCCAGAUGCUAUUGGAAAGUUUCAGUUUCUUCCAAAGGGCUUCCAAGUCAUUUACAACAGUUUAAAAAAAUAUCAAAAUGCUUCUAGAAGCUUCUCAAUCUCCAAUAUUGACUUUUAAUUUGCUCCAAAGGGUAUCAAAGUCUUAAAGGACAGUUGAAAAAUGUCACGAAGUCUUACAAGCUCUCAAAUACUUUCAUAAUGCCCUAAAGAGCUUCAAAAUAUUAUAAGAGAACUUUAGAAUGUUUUGGAUGAUCCAGGAAAGUUUUAGAUUGUUUAGAGGUUUGGAGAGACUCCAAAGUGAUUUAAGACAGUUGAAAAAAAUGUUAAGAUGCUGUUACAAACUUCUCUAUCUCGAGAAAUGUGUCCAAAAGUUUACUUGCAAAAAAAUUCCAGUCACCUCAUUGCUCAAAACUUAUCUUCAUAAUUUGUUGUGGUUUUUGCAUAAUAAUAUUGAGAUUCUUGAAAUAUCUGGUUAUAUAAUGUUGUUAUUCUGUGUGUGCCUUUCAUUUUUUUAAAUCACUGUCUACCAAUAAUUAUAUACAAAUAUUCAAUUAAAAUAUUCCUUAUUGAUAUUUGAAAAAAUGAUGUAUGGUUGCUGGUUUGAAUUACAUAUUAAUAUUAUGAAAAUACAAAAGUUAGGAAUGUUACAUUUGAACUACUAUCCCGUUUAUAAUUGUAGUAGUAAUACAGAAAAUAUUCUCAAUUUCCAUCCCUCUGAAAAUAUGAGAUUCCAUAAUACAGGAUUAUAGUGAAUAGUUUUGAUUUGAAAUUAAUAUUUUAUAUGAAAAAAGAAGAAAUUUAAAUGAAAAUUAGGGUAUCUUUGGGUGUAUGUUUGGGAAAAAAUAUUCAUUGUGUACCGUCUUAGAAAGAUUCUCAACUCUAAUAUUGAAAUCAGUUCUAUGAGAUUGGGUAGAAUUAUUGUUGAGUUUUAUUUAAAGAAAAAACCUUCUUUCAUAGAACGGAUUUCACCUUUUUUUAUAUUUUUUUACUAGUGUCACUUUCAACUAUAUUAGUUGAUUAUAUUAUAUAUAUAUAUAUUAUAGAAAUCGACUACUUCAUUUUUAUGUUUUUAUUUUGUAUUAUAUGUAAAUAUUAAUUGUUUUAAGAAAACGUAAAUUAUCUAUGAAAUACAUUCUAAUUAAAGUAUAUGGUUCUAAUAAUGAAAUAUCUAUUAAAAAUUGUUUUUAAUA